Messenger RNA from Conger conger (European conger), 1154 nucleotides. RefSeq names its product metaxin 2 (gene mtx2). Gene Ontology annotation, cellular component: SAM complex. Bases 119 to 949 code for a protein of 276 amino acids. Gene Ontology annotation, biological process: mitochondrion organization. The record is from RefSeq and is a predicted model, not a curated record. The transcript is spliced from 10 exons. NCBI's taxonomy places the organism in Eukaryota, Metazoa, Chordata, Actinopteri, Anguilliformes, Congridae.
AAGCUCAAUGCUUGCUGUUCCGGUAACCUUGUGUGUAUGUGUAGCGUGGUGCUGAACUUUCAUUUGUAACAUUUUCAUUUAUUGGGUAAACGUAAAUACAGUUUUCUAGUCUGUCGUCAUGUCUCUUGCUGCAGAGGCGUAUGUUUCCCAGAUAGCAGCUGCGGAUCCGUGGCCUGAAAACGCGACGCUGUAUCAGCCCCUGAAAGAUGACCAAAUAUUGCUGUCGGAUUGUGCAUCUUCUCUUGCCGUCCAGGCGUACCUGAGGAUGUGCCGUCUGCCCAUCCGGACACGCUGCCGGCCCAACGCCGAAUACAUGUCCCCGUCCGGUAAAGUCCCCUUCGUACACGUUGGAAACCAGGUUGUGUCGGAGCUGGGGCCGAUAGUCCAGUUCACCAAGGCGAAGGGCCACUCUCUCAGCGAGGGGCUGGACGAGGUGCAGAGGGCCGAGAUGAAGGCGUACAUGGAGCUGGUGAACAACAUGCUGCUGACAGCCGAGUUGUACAUCCAAUGGUGUGACGAGAACACAGUGGCGGAGAUCACAUGGCCGAGGUACAGCAGCCCAUACUCAUGGCCCCUGAACCACAUCCUGGCCUAUCAGAAACAGUGGGAGGUCAAGCGCAAGAUGGCCGCCAUCGGCUGGGCAGGGAAAAGCUUGGCACAGGUCUAUGAAGACGUGAGCCUUUGCUGCCAGGCCCUGUCUCAGAGGCUGGGGACACAGCCCUACUUCUUUAACAAACAACCCACCGAACUGGACGCUCUGGUUUUCGGUCACCUGUUCACCAUCCUCACCACUCAGCUGACUACCAGCGAGCUGAGCGAGAAGAUCAAGAACUACGGCAACCUGCUGGCAUUCUGCCGCCGCAUCGAGCACAACUUCUUUGAGGAGCACAACCGGGAGGGCGACGCAGGGCCCGCGUCCCACUUCCCCAAAAGCCCCUCUCUGAUCUGACCCUCGCUCGGCCGUUCCCGCUGCAUUCCCACUCCCACGCACUCCCGGCUCCUCCCACGGACGCCCGGGAUCACCUUCCAUUCCACCAAUGCGGCAGUGUUCCUCUCUCAUGUACAAACUUUGAUUUCUUCCUCCCUGUUUUCUUCCACUGUUUGCCGUGAUUUCAUGUGCCUACUAGUAAUAAAAUUCCAUGAUUCAAACUGUC